This is a messenger RNA of Nothoprocta perdicaria, 3365 nucleotides long. RefSeq names its product hypoxia inducible factor 1 subunit alpha inhibitor (gene HIF1AN). Gene Ontology annotation, cellular component: cytoplasm; nucleus. NCBI's taxonomy places the organism in Eukaryota, Metazoa, Chordata, Aves, Tinamiformes, Tinamidae. Gene Ontology annotation, biological process: negative regulation of Notch signaling pathway; peptidyl-aspartic acid hydroxylation. The transcript is spliced from 8 exons. Bases 16 to 1053 code for a protein of 345 amino acids. Gene Ontology annotation, molecular function: peptidyl-histidine dioxygenase activity; ankyrin repeat binding; [protein]-asparagine 3-dioxygenase activity. The record is from RefSeq and is a predicted model, not a curated record.
GCGGUGGAGGCGGCGAUGGCGGCGGCCUCGUCGUGCGCGGCGGGCGGGAGCCGGGCGGGCGCGGGCGCGGCGGGGCCCGGCUGGAGCGAGGCGCAGUUCCGCCGCUACGCCUUCGAGACGCGGCCCAUCCCGCGCCUCAGCCACAGCGACCCGCGCGCCGAGGAGCUCAUCGAGAACGAGGAGCCAGUGGUGCUGACAGAUACGAACCUGGUUUAUCCUGCGCUGAAAUGGGACCUGGACUACCUCCAAGAAAACAUUGGCAAUGGGGACUUCUCAGUCUAUAGCGCCAGCACACACAAGUUUCUGUACUACGAUGAGAAGAAGAUGGGCAAUUUCAAGAACUUCAAGCCCAAGUCAAGCAGAGAAGAGAUGAAGUUUGCUGAGUUUGUGGACAGACUUAAAGAAAUACAACAGAAAGGCAGUGCUGAGAAGCUAUACCUGCAGCAAACCCUAAAUGACACAGUUGGAAGGAAAAUUGUGGUGGAUUUUCUUGGCUUCAACUGGAACUGGAUUAACAAACAGCAAGGGAAACGUGGCUGGGGUCAGUUGACCUCUAACUUGCUUCUUAUUGGCAUGGAAGGGAAUGUGACGCCAGCUCAUUAUGAUGAGCAGCAGAACUUCUUUGCUCAGAUUAAGGGCUACAAGAGAUGCAUCUUGUUUCCUCCUGAUCAGUUUGAGUGCCUCUACCCUUAUCCUGUGCACCAUCCAUGUGACAGGCAGAGCCAGGUGGACUUUGACAAUCCUGACUAUGAGAAGUUUCCAAACUUCCGGAGCGUUGUAGGCUAUGAGACGGUGGUGGGUCCAGGCGAUGUGCUCUACAUACCUAUGUACUGGUGGCACCACAUUGAGUCUCUCCUGAAUGGGGGGAUUACCAUCACUGUGAACUUCUGGUACAAGGGUGCCCCUACCCCAAAGAGAAUUGAAUAUCCAUUAAAGGCUCAUCAGAAAGUGGCAAUAAUGAGGAACAUUGAGAAGAUGUUGGGAGAAGCCCUAGGAAAUCCACAAGAGGUGGGUCCCUUGUUGAAUAUGAUGAUUAAGGGACGGUAUGACUAAUGGCUGACUGCCCGGGUGGCUGAUGUUGGAGCUGCUUUGUUCACGAGCAAUGGAAGAUACUGAGCGCUAGUAUUGCACGCAGCACUUAAGAGACUGAUGGGUUUUCUGGCCCAUCAUUGUCCCUGCCCCACUACAAUACAGGGGGCUCCUGGAACUGCAGAACCAUUAGAGUAUCCCAUCCAUCCUCCACUCUCAUCUAACUGAACCUCCCAAGAAAGAGUCUGCACUUACUGGAAGCUGGAUUCAUGCUCACUAACUUGUUGUUUUUUCCCCUCCCUCUGCCCUGUUUACCACAAUGAGGAGCAUGGCUUCUGGCACUCAGAUACGUUGCUUAAGGAUUUUUCAGGCAUUUGAAGAAGAGCUUGGAGAGGAACCAGGAGUGGUUUUGUUUCCUCAGCCUCCUUGGCUUGGGUUCCAUGUCUGAGUUUGUGUUGGUGCCUGCAGUGGAUAUAAGAUGAGAAAUGUUAGAUUUCAGUCCUCUAUUGUUAGAGGACCUGUCCAUGCUCAAUAUUGGCACCUCUUUGUAUAGUGGAAAUGAACAUGUGAUGGCCUGUGUGUGAGGAGCAACUAGACAAAUGAUUAAUUUCCUUCAACUUGARACAUUUAUGCUUGGGACUUUGGUACAGAGUAGAGAGAUCAGAGUGAAUUCAUCUGGUAUGUGAGCACUGGAUCCUUUGCUGUCCAAAUGACAUCUSUGUUGUAGGAGUAGAGAUAAACCUCCUUCUUUCUGACAGCAGCUUUCUCUGCAGAGUGAAGGCUUCUCCUGCUGUUUAAAGCUGCAGUAUGGUUAAAAGGGGAUGUAGCAUUAUGAAGGGAGAUACAUAAAUGCCAGGGCACUCUUCAAGUCUUGGAUGUUUAAGCUACAUUUUUAAAAGAAGUUUUCCAGGGAUGGUGAGCUUAGAAGCUCAAACUGCCAUGUCAGACAGGUACAGAGCCUCCCUUUUCCCCACCAAGGGUGCUGGCUCCUUUGACUAACAUGGGAAGUGCCCUUUUUACUGAAACUGCAAGAACUCGUGUGUGUGUGUGUAUGGCUGCGCACCGGUGCGUGUGUUUGUGUGAUGUUGUAUGGCUCCUGUCCAUCGGGUGAAUUCACGCCAGGGUGUGAUUCCCUUUGUACAGUCACGUGAAAGAAGUCAGGGCUUUCUGUUUAAAUGUGGUUAAGUUUAUAGUCAUCCUUUAUCUAUUCUGGGAUUUGACAUGGCAAGCCAGGAAGCACCAAAGAACAGGGCAGAGUAAGUAGGAGAGCCUCUGUUCAGAGACUGUUUCAAUAGUAAUCCUGAAAAAUCAUGUGUGCUUUCUUUCUCCUCUUCCAUGCAGAAGCAUUAGGCUCAUAUGGAGGCUCUCUCUUCUCCUUUACUGUGCACUGCCUGGCUGUUCCUGACUUGGGGGUGGAGCAAGGGAGCUGUAUAUUUAGUGCGGUUGUAAUGGGUUCCAGGAGCUAGAGGUAGGAGAAACUGUUUCAUACCCCAUCUAACUCAUCCCAGAGCCUAGUGGGAGAUUGUUCAAUUUAGACUUCCCAGUGCUUUCCCCUUUGUUCUUCAGGGCUUGUUCUGACAUGCUUUUCUGAUAAAUGUGUUGAGAAGAUGCUGCUGAGGAAGCACUUUUUAGCUUCAGGUCCCAUCUUGUCCCAAGACAGCUCAUGUACCACUUGCUGUGAGCUCCUCUUGUACGAAGGUGGAAGACUUCUCUAAUGGGAGUCCAAGGAGCUUGUUCUAUAGCUGCUUUACAGGUCAGGAGAAGAAAAAAGAAGUGUAAUUGGCAGCUGCCCGGGCUCUUAUUGCAAAAUGUGUCCACAUUGCUGAGUAAUCUGAUUGCCAUGCUAGUUGUUGCAGACUAUCCAGAGCUCUGGUUGACAAAAGACAAAGGUCACUCAGCUGGAUGCUUUUCAAUACACAGCCUUUGGGCAGGUGGGGAAGAAGGCCAGGCUAGAGACUCUGGCCAGCAAAUAAAGCCUUCCCAGGAAAUCUGGGGUACCUGCAUAGCCUCUGCAUUAGUUGGAAGAUGUUCAAGUGAAAUUCCAGCUCUGUGCUACUUAUUUAGCACAAGGUAGAUUCAAGUACUACUUGUUAGGCACCAUCAGUUCUUGAAGCUCAGGGUGGGAGUUCACAUCCCUUGUGGAGAGGGAAUGGUACAUGUGGAACUUACGGAUUUUUUUCUUUAUUUGCCAAAGGUCUAACUUUAAGUGUCUGAACAGUUUUUGCUGCACUUGACUUUGUGAAAGCUCAUUUACAAUGCACUGAUGGACUGACUCCCCCCUUCCCUUUUCACCUUGUGCUUUCAAUGCCCCUUGCCAUGGUAUUGGGAAGCUGUGU